Messenger RNA from Helianthus annuus (common sunflower), 1248 nucleotides. Its product is annotated as protein FAR1-RELATED SEQUENCE 5-like. Gene Ontology annotation, biological process: regulation of DNA-templated transcription. The transcript has 6 exons. NCBI's taxonomy places the organism in Eukaryota, Viridiplantae, Streptophyta, Magnoliopsida, Asterales, Asteraceae. Bases 1 to 1248 code for a protein of 415 amino acids. The record is from RefSeq and is a predicted model, not a curated record.
AUGGCUUCGAACACCCUUGCUGAUGUUGGAGAUGAUGCACCUAAUUACCAAUUACGUGGUAUUGAACAAGUAUCUCCAAACACUGGAACAAAGAGAUAUAUUCCAGAUUCACCCUCUUCGUUGACGCCAGCAGAGGGAAUGUUAUUCGACACAGAGGGUCAAAAAGACUUUCGACCGGUCGAUACCUUAGUUGAACAGCCGUCUGAUAGGUGGGUACGUAGGGUACCAUCCAAAAGGACCGGAUGCCAAGCUGCGAUCAGAAUAAAGCUUACCGAUGCUAAGAAGUAUUUGCUGUAUCAUUUUAUAGAGGCGUACAACCAUGAUUUUGUGCAUCAAGAAGAUUUACAUCUUCUCAAGGAAAACAGGGGUAUUAAUCGUGCUCACGAAGAGAUGAUAAACAAGAUGUCACAUCUCAACAUUGGUCCUGUUCGUGCAUUUAACAUUAUGAAGGAAGUGUAUGGUGGGUUCGACAAAGUCGGUGCGACCAAAGUCGAUUUUAGAAAUUUCAAGAAAGAAUUAAAUCUUUUUAUCGGAGAGUUUGAUGCGGAAAUGUUUGUCAAGCGACUGAUGAGGAAAAAGGAGUUUUUACCGAACUUCUCUUGUGAAUAUGAAAUGACAGACGAAGGUGUGUUGAAGUGCAUUUUUUGGGCCGACGAGGAUAUGAAGAGAAAUUAUUAUAUGUUUGGGGACGUUAUAUCAUUUGAUGCUACCUACAAGCGUAACAAGUAUAACAUGAUGUUUGUCCCUUUUACUGGGAUUGAUAAUCAUAAUAGGAACGUGACACUUGGUGCUGCAAUUCUCGGUUCUGAAACGGCAGAGACGUAUAGCUGGUUACUUAGGGCGAUCAAGAACGCAUAUGGGUACGCGCCUCCCGUAAUCGUUACUGACCAGGACCCUGUGAUGAAAAAGGCUAUAGCGGAUGUUUGGCCUGAGUCGAGGCAUCGGUUAUGUAUGUGGCAUAUCAUGGAUAAACUCACUACAAAGGUCGGGGCUGCCCUAUGUUCAAAUACAGAUUUCAAGAAAAGAUUGUCUGCAGUUGUUUGGACUGAUUCUCUAUUGCCCGAAGCAUUUGAGGCUGAACGGGCAGCUAUUAUUCAUGAUUUCGGUUUAACCGACCAUGAAUGGCUGACGUAUAUAUACGGGCUACGUGAAUCAUGGAUUCCAGCUUACUAUCGCGAAGAAGAAAUGUCUGGUCUUAUGCGGACAUCAUCUAGCGCAAAGGCACGAGCAUCGGAAAAACGAUCAUGA